Messenger RNA from Musca domestica (house fly), 3043 nucleotides. RefSeq names its product transcription elongation factor B polypeptide 3 (gene EloA). The record is from RefSeq and is a predicted model, not a curated record. The transcript is spliced from 7 exons. Gene Ontology annotation, cellular component: nucleus; elongin complex. Lineage: Eukaryota; Metazoa; Arthropoda; Insecta; Diptera; Muscidae. Gene Ontology annotation, biological process: transcription elongation by RNA polymerase II. The coding region runs from base 146 to 2332 and encodes 728 amino acids.
CCAGAUCAUUCGGUUUUUUCAUUCCUAACUUAAUUUGACGGCUCGACAUUUUUUGUUUGUUGUGUCUUUAAUUAAUUAAUUAAUUAAGCGAUAAAGGUGAACUUUUCUUGCUAUCCAAACACACGAAGUGGACAAGUAAACCGCAAUGACCACUUCCAUUGUUGAAGUUAUACAACAUUAUCAGCGUAGCAUUGAUAACAGCCAAGACAAUGAGGCCAGGCUACUUCACUGUAUAAAUAAACUUUACAAAUUACCAAUAAAAGUUGAACAUCUGCAAGAAACGGGUGUUGGAAAGACAGUCAAUUCGCUUCGAAAGUUUAAUGGCGAAAUUGGUGUGGCAGCUAAAAGCUUAGUAACAAAAUGGAAGGCUAUGGUAGCAGCCGAAGAGGAGCCUAUGGACACAACAUCCCAGUCAUAUGAAAAUGAGACGCAACACAACAAUGACAACGAUGAGCCGGAUCCAUCGCCAAACAAUAACAUUAUGAAUGUGGAUGAAGAUGAGAAUAGAAAUCAUCAUAGCAGCAGCAGCAGACAUUCAAAUCAUUCUGAAAAGGAAAGACAUAAAGAUCAAAGUCAUAGUAGCAGCAGUAGUAACAAUACACAACACAAGGAAUCUUCUAAACACUCGUCUUCUUCCAAACACACUAGUGAACAUAAGUCGUCCUCAUCUUCAUCGAGCCGGGAUAAAGAAAGUCAUCACAAAAGUAGCAGUAAAGAUAAAGAAAAACACGAACACAAAUCUAGAGAUAAACACAAGGAUAAACACCAUGAAAAGGAUAGGGAACAUAGUGAGAAACGCAAGGAGGAUAAACAUAAAUCAGACAAAGAAAGCAAAAAUGAAGAAAAAAACAAUCAUAAAUCCUUCUCCAAGGAAAGAGAUAACAGUGAAAGGGAGAAGCCUAAAGAACGAUCUGAAAAACACCAUAAAAGUUCAUCCAGGGAUAAACACAAGGAAAAGGAUAAAAACCAUGAAAAGACUAAAGAGGAGAAACCAUCAUCCUCAUCGAAAGACAAACAUAAUUCACCUCCAAAUGCCACCAAAGAAUCAUCGGAAAACAGAAAACGCCACAAUUCAGAUACAGAGUCAAGUGAUUUUAAAUCACCUUUGCCCAAAAUUGCCAAAACAUCACAACACAAGAGCUCCGGCAAAGUGGUUGAAUCUGUUUCGCCACCUCAAGAUGCCGAAGAUGAUGACGAUGGUUUUGAUUCAACAAUGGGCACUAAUUUUGAUGACAUAUUGGGCAUGUUGGAUAAACCGGUUAAGAAAGGCAAAAAAUCUAAAACGUCGUCAUCAGUUGGCAGCAGUAGCAGCGGUGGCGGUAGUUCCAAAGAAUCUCCUCCCAAACCAUCAACAAGUAAUCCGCGUAAAAAUGGUAUUACCAGCACGCCUGCAUCGUACAGUCCAAUGUCAACACCAACACCUUCAAAACUACCAACAGCGAAGCCAGAUCUUUUGGCUUCCUCCGCCAAGUUGGCGCCGUUGGAUCCAAGCAUAGCCUUGGAAUUGCCGACAAUAUCAACAAAUUACAGACCCAUGCCAUUGAAUCAAACUGUAAUGGAUUGUGUAUUUAAUACCUCGUCGAGUUCUUCGUCUAGAUCAGCACCUGUGCGCACGUUAAGUGAUGCCGAAGCCUUACAGCAUGGAAUUUCCUCAAAGACCAUAAGAACAAAAAUCUAUUCUGGUACAAAAACUGGUCAAAUAUAUCAAGUGCCCACGUUGUUUGACAUGUGUAUAAGAAUUUUACAAAAGAAUAUCGAUGCAUUGGAAUAUACUGGUGGUGUACCAUUCGAAGUCUUGCGACCAGUUUUGGAAAGAGCUACACCACAACAGCUGUUCGUAUUUGAAGAUUAUAAUCCCUAUUUAAUGGAGGAUAGUGAUGUUCUGUGGCAGGUUCAUGUAUCGCGAAAUUAUCGCAAUCAAAAACGUCUUGAAAAUGAAUCGUGGAGGGAAAUGUUUAUGCGUUGCCAAGAAGACGAGGAAAGACGUUUAAGUUUUCUCAAGGAUAGCAUUAAACAAUCACAAAAAAUUGCCGCUGCUCCCGUUCGAAAAACACAAUUGGCGUUUGUAGAUUCAAUGGUGAAGCCACCCAGAAAUAUUCAACGUAAGCAGGAACAAUAUGGUACAAAAUCUAAAAUGGUUGCCACACCAGCUGCCCGUGUAGCUGCACUGCAGAGUGUAACACCAAAUGCCGCCAAGACAGGAGAUCAACGUUUAAAGGUUCCAUCUACGGUUAGAGAUCAUGCUCAAGUUUCACAUUCUUCAGUACGACCCAAAAAGGCCCCACUAAUGCAAAAAACAUUGGCUUUUAUGCGUGGAAGACUUAAACGCUAAGAAAAUAAAUCUUGGCAAGAAAACAUUAAAUUAAUUUAGAUAUAGUUAUUUAAAGAGAAUUACUAAAUUAUUAGAAAACAAAAACAUAAAAGUGAUAGUCCUCUUUUAGUUGGCUCAAACAACAAAAAUACUUUAUUUCUUCAUUGCCUCAUUUAUUUUGAAAAGAAAAACUUUCCUAUUUAGCUUAUAGUUUAAGGGUAUAUUGUUUAUAUUAUUAUCUACUCUUUCAUGUCUACUUUCUUUCCUUUCCCAUCUUUCGUACAGUGGUUUCUAACUGCCUCUCCUAUUUGCAUCCUAUGUUUAAAAACAUAAAUUCAUUAUUUAUUAUUUUGUUUCAUGCAAACAGAAAAUAGUGACCUUAAAGAAUCCCACAACAAUAAUCACAUCACACAUAAAAACAAUAUAAAUACUGCGUACGUAUAAGUAAAAAAUAAAUUGUUUUUUUUUUAUUAUUUUUUUGUGAAUAACAAACCCCCAUCUCAAUUUCUAAAAAAAAAACAUAAUUGCAGCUCGUUUGUCUCAAAGGAAUUUAAAAUUAUUUCAUGUCUUUUUUUACUUAGUUGUAGGUUUUUCUUUCUUUUUCGAAAUUGUAUUAAUGUUCCAUCAAAAUUUGCCAAUUCUUAUUUCUCCCUUCUUAUGUCCAUGUUUUACAAUAGAAAAAAGUUAUGAACAUAUUUUAAAUACAAUAAAAAUAAUAACUAUAAAAGCAAA